AUGCUUGUGGUGGAUUCAUUGCCCUUUGGGCAUGAUUACGACCAAACCCUUUUGCCGUGCAGCCCUGGGUCCAUGAUGGCUACUGAUGUUGCUGCAAAGACUGUGCUAGAGGUUCAUGUUCAUGAAAAUGCUAUGUCAACGAUCCAAUGGUUGUCUCAACUCUACACUACCCUGCAGGCGGAGCAUGCAAACAAGCCUGAGGAUUGUGAGCUGGGGCAGCAAGGCGAUCAGGAGGUCAUCACACGCAGAAUGCAGUUUAGAAUGAAGAAAAAUAAGAAGGAACAGAGACAGAAAAAGAAGGAACAAAAGGCACUUCAGAAAGUGGAAAAGGAAAAGGCGAAGGAGGAAAAAAAGAAAGCUCGUGAACAGAAGAAACAAGAGAAAGCCAUGAAAGACAGCCAAAAGAAAAAGAGGGUCGGAAAAAAAAAACAGGAUGAACAGGAGCCUAAGAAGGAGAAGAAGUCAAGGGGAAAGAAACGACCACAUGAGGAGGAUGUGAUGGACAAUGUCCAGGAUGAGUCAGGAAAUAGCAAGCCUGAGGAACAAGGCCACGAGCCUGUGGUAAAGGAAAAGGAGAAUGUCGAGGAGCAUGGGGACUGUGGCAAGGAUGUGGGCUGCAGUGAGGCCGAAGCAAAGCAUGAAGCACAGCAUGCAAGCCCGACACGAAAGCAUGUGAAGCAUGCCAAGCUUGUGAAGUUGCGUCGCAUGAAGUCCAAGGCCAAGGUGUUAUCUCCAGCAGAUUUUGCAACCUGUGGCAGCAGGAAGCGCAAGAUCAACACAAAGCAUGUGGUUUCCCAGAAAUCUGCGGCAUCGGGGGCAUCCACUGUUGCACCCAAGAGCACCAAGAAAUGCAGGUCUCGAAAGGGAAAGGCAAAGUCCCCUGUGAAGGGCCAACCUGCAAAGAAAAGCAAGCCGAGCAAGUCCAAACCCUGCAAGCCAUGCCCCAAGAUCGUCGCCCUUGCUAACGGGAUCUUGUCCCAAUGCAAGGACAGUGAGUGCAUACACCCAACAUGGAGUGCCCCAAAAUUUGACCCGAAGAUGUUCUCAAUCAGUGUCUACUGGACCAGGCAUGCUGUAGGUGUCAAAGUGGCAAAGUCAUUCCUAUUGGGAAAAAGCUGCAAGGGCAAGUGCAAAGGCAAAGGCAAAUUUUCCCAAGUGGCUUACUUUGGAUCCCCGACCCCUUGCAUCUACCGCAACCUAGCUGUCCAAGCCUUGUCGCGGCAGAAGCCUUUGGACCCAAAGAAUGCCGAGAUGAAGGAGUUCCACCUGUUGCUGAAGACGUCGCACGAUCAUGCUGUGAGUUUGAUGGGUCCUAUUGGUGAAAGCUAA
This is a messenger RNA of Cladocopium goreaui, 1329 nucleotides long. The record is from the annotation of a GenBank genome assembly. NCBI's taxonomy places the organism in Eukaryota, Dinophyceae, Suessiales, Symbiodiniaceae.